This is a messenger RNA of Echinostoma caproni, 132 nucleotides long. The record is from the annotation of a GenBank genome assembly. NCBI's taxonomy places the organism in Eukaryota, Metazoa, Platyhelminthes, Trematoda, Plagiorchiida, Echinostomatidae.
CACAAACGCAACAGUCGUAUGGAUGCGCCUGGUGGUGGCGUUGAUGGUGGUGGUGGUGGUGGUGCUGCUGCUGCUGCUGCUGGUGAUGGUGAAACUCUGCAAGUUGACAUCUCAGUGAUUACGCGGUCGUGA